CGUUGUAAAGUACGGAUCUCUCUUUUAUAUAUUUAUAUAUAAAAUAUAUAUUAUCGUAUUAUAUAUUAUCAAACAUAAAACGCGGUGAUAUAGCGUGUAUUUUAAAAAAUAAAAAAUAAAAUAAAUUAAAACAACACACAUUUUCGCGAUCCAACAGAUCGAAAACAAAAGAUAUUUGUUUGAGUUUUGUUUUGUUUUUUUUAAAAUUAACGCGACAAAUUUUCGAAUAGAAUCGAUCAACCUACCUACUUCGAAAGGUUGGUUCCAGUUGCAUCCCAAAUUUUCUAAAGAACGAAUAGAAAAGCCAGAAGUGGUAGUAGUUGGUGGGGGCGGCGGCGGGGGGGAAGUAGGUAGAUAGGUUCAGAGAGAAAAAAAAGAGAAGAAGGAAGAAGUCACAAGUUAAAAAGAAAAAAGAAAGUGGGGAUAAAAAGCCUGUGAAUGUACGCCGAAAAAAUGAUGCACGCCAUGAGCGAGCACGCUGGCGGUGCGACCGGUCUCGGAGUUGGUGUUUUACCAUUCGAUGCAAUGGCUCUUUACGAACAACCAAGACCUCGUUAUACAUUAAAAAUGCCACGCGUUGUACCAGAUCAGAAGGCCAAGUUCGAAAGCGACGAACUAUUUCGAAGACUCAGUCGUGAAAGCGAGGUAAGGUAUACCGGAUAUCGCGAUAGGCCGAUGGAAGAACGUCAAGUGCGUUUUCAAAAUAGUUGCCGUGAAGGCCAAGUCGACAUAGCAUUCGCAGCAACCGGAACUAAUCUACAAAUUGUUUUUGGUAAUGCUUGUGGUAAUUACCCUCCCGAUAGAAGAGAGGAUUGUGACUUUGAUAAGGAACACGGCAAG
Molecule: messenger RNA, 840 nt
Organism: Polistes canadensis
Lineage: Eukaryota; Metazoa; Arthropoda; Insecta; Hymenoptera; Vespidae
Product: protein big brother-like
Biological process (GO): regulation of transcription by RNA polymerase II
Cellular component (GO): nucleus; core-binding factor complex
Molecular function (GO): sequence-specific DNA binding; transcription coactivator activity
Source: RefSeq, a predicted model, not a curated record